GAUGCCUUCAGAUCAAAGUACCUGGCUCAUCGCGGCUCCUCAGGAUGGAGACUCAGAAGGUUUACUACAGGAAGUAUAUUCCAAACUCUCUCAACAAUCGAAGACAUUUUCUAGGAACAAUAUCGGGCAGCUCUCUAUCCCUUCUUUCAAGACGGGCACUCUGGACUCGCUUGUUUCGCUCUCCGAGGAACUGCCAAAGCAAGACUCUGCCUUCACUGCCGUAGUGGCGAAGAUCGUGGAUACACUUCGUAACCUAUUGAACAACGACCCUUCAAAGCUCUCGCAACACAUUCUUGUCAACGAGCAGAGUGUGGAUGAGUACCUCUUGCAGGAUUGGAGAUGGAAUGAGGGUCGCUAUGGCGUACAGCGUGGUCUACGAGAGAUGGUCGAUGUCCUGGUCAAGGAGAUCAACUCCAUCGACAAUGUGAUGAAGGCGAAGCUUAAUAGCUAUAAUCUCGCAAAGGGUUCGCUCACACAGCUACAGCGCAAGAAGACAGGAAACCUGUCUGUCCGAUCUCUCGCCGACAUAGUUCGCAAAGAGGACUUCAUUCAAGAUUCAGAGUAUAUGGAGACCUUGCUCGUUGCCGUGCCGAAGAACCUCGUGAAGGAAUGGAAUGCAAAAUACGAACGGCUGACAUCGAUGGUUGUGCCUCGUUCCGCUGCCGCCAUUGACUCAGACGAUGAAUACACGCUCUAUUCUGUCGUGAUAUUCCGUCGAGUGCACGACGAGUUCCUGCAGAAGUGUCGCGAGAACAAGUUCAUGGUUCGAGACUUCAAUUUCUCGGAGGACCUUUUGUCCAAGGAGCGCGAAGAGCUGGACACGGCUGAUACAACUGAAAAGGAACUCUGGACCGAGCUCCUUCGACUGUCUCGUACCAACUUCUCGGAAGCCUUCCAGAUCCUUGUGCAUCUCAAGAUUGUCCGCCUAUUUAUCGAGAGUGUCUUACGAUAUGGUCUUCCCUCCAAUUAUACCGGGCUCGCCAUCAAACCCGAACCCAAAUCCACCAAACGUACGCUUACGACACUCCAGACACACUUCACCUACCUCUCCCCUCGCUUCAGCGGUGCCGCCGGCUCGAAGAAAGGUGGCGCUAGCGAUGACUUCGUUGGGGAGUAUCAGACGCUCCUUGAGCAGGAGUUCUUUGACUUUGUUUUGUAUGAAGUACCAUGGAUUGUGAACUAAUUCUGCUGUAAUUUCUAUAUUCCUCUUUUCAAUGUCCUUCUCAAUAUGGACGUGAUACGAUUUGAUAUUGCGUGACCAAACCCAAC
This is a messenger RNA of Stereum hirsutum FP-91666 SS1, 1269 nucleotides long. RefSeq names its product ATPase V1 complex subunit C. The annotation marks the transcript as partial. The transcript has 9 exons. Gene Ontology annotation, molecular function: proton-transporting ATPase activity, rotational mechanism. Gene Ontology annotation, cellular component: vacuolar proton-transporting V-type ATPase, V1 domain. The record is from RefSeq and is a predicted model, not a curated record. NCBI's taxonomy places the organism in Eukaryota, Fungi, Basidiomycota, Agaricomycetes, Russulales, Stereaceae. Gene Ontology annotation, biological process: proton transmembrane transport.